Messenger RNA from Vicia faba (fava bean), 444 nucleotides. The record is from the annotation of a GenBank genome assembly. NCBI's taxonomy places the organism in Eukaryota, Viridiplantae, Streptophyta, Magnoliopsida, Fabales, Fabaceae.
AUGGAGGCACAAGAACAAAAUAAACGUAGACGUGAUUAUUGUAUGGAACCAAACAAAAUAGCUCAAUCUAUAUUUGCUAGAAAAUAUUUAAGCUAUUUAGUUCCAGCAUUGAUGAAGAUAAAGGAAAACCCUAGUUUUGCAAAAGAAAACAACAGCGGUUAUGUUAAGUAUGAAGUGGAUAUGGCAAUGGUUUUAUCAGCACAAGGUUGUGCAUGGAGUAAUGGUCUUAAACUCAAGCUUCAAAAGGAUCAUGUUAAGGGUAAUGAGGGUAAUGAGAGUAAUGAAGAUAAUGAAGAGGAGGAAAAGAUGAAGAAUUUGAUAAAGUUGAUACCUGGUGGUGAAGAGAUUUGUGAUGAACAAGUUGUUUGUGAAGUAGAAAGUUAUAUAAGAUGUUUGGAAAUGCAGGUGAAUGUUCUUCAAUGCCUGCUUGAAGAGAUGUGUUGA